CUCCUGAUCGCUGCCUCGGGAAUCCAACAAAAUACCUGGCUGGUUUCUUCUCGCGGUAGGUGGCUUAGGUAUCUUACAAAGCACUUACGUUGCCGGUGCCAGUUGCUCGCCGGAGGCAUUUGGUAUGCCCCUCGAGUUUGUAGAGGUGAUUGCCAAGCCUAAAGUCAUGGAUGCUUUGUUGGCCGUCGAAGACAGUUAUCCUCGCGUAGGUAGAAGUUUGCUACCUAUUUUCUUCGCGGAGUUGAAUGAGGAGGAAACGGAAAGGUGGAAAUAUUACGAAGAUAGGAGUAAAACAGAAAGAUUAAAGAAUAAUAAUUAGCAUUAUCAGGACCAAGAAAGAAGGCGGUUUUAUUAAUUCAAAG
Messenger RNA from Daldinia vernicosa, 362 nucleotides. RefSeq lists its product as uncharacterized. The coding region runs from base 125 to 319 and encodes 64 amino acids. The transcript has a single exon. NCBI's taxonomy places the organism in Eukaryota, Fungi, Ascomycota, Sordariomycetes, Xylariales, Hypoxylaceae. The record is from RefSeq and is a predicted model, not a curated record.